Molecule: messenger RNA, 621 nt
Organism: Diuraphis noxia (Russian wheat aphid)
Lineage: Eukaryota; Metazoa; Arthropoda; Insecta; Hemiptera; Aphididae
Gene: Ccdc56
Product: Coiled-coil domain containing 56
Biological process (GO): mitochondrial respiratory chain complex IV assembly
Cellular component (GO): mitochondrial inner membrane
Source: RefSeq, a predicted model, not a curated record
ACAGAUUACCCAUAUAAAAUCAGAUCAGAUGGUGCUACGAUUACCGGAUUACCCCUGUUGUGCAACUUUACUGUGUAAGUUAAAAGUUUCAAUUCACGCGUGUUCCAAGUCAAACCUUAUAGUCUCUUAGUAGUAAAUUGAGAUAGGCAUGUAUUUAUUCUACAGUAAUUGUCAGUCUCGAGUAUUAUUUAUGGAAUAAAACAACAUACAAAUUUACGAUUUUAUUGGACGUCUUUGCUCGGAUUACAAUACCUAUUUAAUAACGAUUUGGGUCGGCCGAUUACAAAAGUACUACACAGAAAGCCAGUGAGCUAAUAUAUUCAAUUUGCUAUGGCUAACAGUGAUCAGAUGCCCAAAGUUGAUUUCAUGAAAGACGGUGAAAUCGAUAAAAGAUUAUUACAACAGAUAAAAUUUGUUGAACGCCAAAAUCUAGUCCGUGCCAAUAGGUUGAACCGUAUGCGCAGAAACGCUCGUUACACAGGCUUAUUACUUGGUGGUAUUACAUUGAGUAUAUACGGAUAUUCUAUUUAUUCAAUAAAACAGGAGACAUUCUUGGACGAUUUUGAAGAACCUGCAGUCACUGUUAAACAAUAAUAAAUAUUACAUACUCAUUAUGUCUGC